CGGGAACGAAAGGAAACAACAGAAGAGGGCGGCCAAAGGGCAAGAAAGCACGAAGCACUUAGGAGGUAGCAGCGCUGUCGAUCGUCCUCGUUGCCACUCCUACGUUACUACUAGUAUUGCUACGACCGGUGCCAGCGCAACGCAACGCAACGUAACGCGAUUGUCGCGAUGCCGAACGAACGCAACGAUGCGGACGGAAGCGGGGGCAACGAUGCCCCGAUCGUUCCCCCGCUGAUCCGGUCUCCGUACCCCACCCGCAGCCGCCGGAGGCAGCUCCAGAUCCAGCAGCAGCAGCAGCAGCAGCAACAGAUGGAGAUCCAGAGGCAACAAGAGCAACAGCAACAAACACAACAGCAGCAGCAGCAGCAGCUCGGCAACGGCGACGAAAGCCUCGACGACGACGGGCUGACGGCCGAUCCCCUGGGGCUGGUGGCCCGCCAGGCCUCGGGCCCCCUUUCCGGCGGCACCGCGUCUCUCGAGGGAGCAUCGUCACCGUCGGUUUCAUCGUCGUUGGCGUUGGCGUUGGCGCAGGGAGGGGAUGCGGCCGUUGCUUCGGCAGCGGCCGGGGUGGCACCGACCGUGACCACCCGGAGGAGGCGGCAGCAGCAGGCGCAGCAGCAACACCAACAGCAGCAGCACCAACAGCAGCAGCAACAACAGCAGCAGCAACAACAGCAGCGGCAGUACCACCCGCGCCGGUCGUCGUCGGGGGGAGCCGCCGGCCUCUUUUCGACCCCGGGGGCCACUCGGGCGUCCUCGAUCGCUCCCGGAACGGCCCCCUUUUCCCACCAUUCCAUGGCGGCUUCCUCCGUGGCCGCGUCCAAAGCAGCGGCCAGCGACUACAUGAUCGGCAGGGGGCUCGUCCAGGCCCGGAUCUCYCCCAUGGCGUCCGCCCCGGGCAGCGGGGGGGGCGGGAACCACCACGGGCAGGGGAGGCGCUUCUUCCCGCCGGGCAGGAACUCGCUCGGGGGGGCCGGAACCGCCGCUGGCGAAGGCAGCGGCAACAGCAAUGGCAACGACGAACACGGCACCGACUCCGAUGCCGCAAACGGAACGGGCAAGGAUCCGAGGGAUGGCACCAGUACCAACGCCAGCAACGGCAAUAGCAACAGCAACAACAUCAACAACAAUAGCAACAGCAACAACAAUUCGAAUAGCAACAGCAACCACCACCACACCGCCGGUUCCAGCGCCUCCCACAACGAACCUUCCGCAAAAACCGCGGAGAAGGAUUUCGUCCUCCACGGAAUGAACAUUACCAGGCUCCGCAGGCUCACCCUGGCGUGCCUKGGAAUGGGCGGCGGCGCGGGAAACAGCGGGGUUCCGACGACGACGACGACGCAGUCCCCCAAGAUGGCYGCCUUUUUUGCGGGGAUGGUCCACUCCAAGACCGGGACCCCGGGCGACGCCUAUCUCUACGCGAGGGCCCUCCACCAGAACGAACAGCCGAUGAGGGCCGUCCGGUGGAUCGAGCAGUCCGGCCUCCUGGGGUGCUACUUCUCCGAGGCGAACCUCGCCGCCGUGGCGGAAGACCUCUCGAGGGAAGAUGCCGGGGAACGAUCCGAGAAGAUCACCGCCGGGCUCGUCCACGAGCGACUCGAGGAACUCAAGACCCUCCAGGUCGAGUCCCUGCUGCUGGCGGCGCAGGCCCUGGGAAGCCUCAGCGACUGGACCGCGGUUUUGCGCCUCCUGGAAGACGUCCGCCACUACACCUUUCCGGAAAGCCACCGGGAACACUACGAGCACCGGCUCUGUUUCCACCGGCAGCGCCAAGGUUUCGUCCACACGGGAAUGGACCACGACGACACGGAGAACUCCUUUCACCCGAACCACAUGACCAUAGUCACCACGGGGGGCAACAGCCACAGCCACAGCCAUGCGCACCACCACCCCGCAAUCCCGCCUCCGCAGUCCCAGAUUCCCCAGCACCUGGACGACGACGACGACAUUGCCUGGCACUCGCUGGCCGACUCGCUGCAGCCCCCUUUUCCGGGAAGCACCAGCAGCAACGCCACGCCGGAGAAGAUCCAUCCGCUCUCGCGGAUCUGCCAGCUGCGGGCCCGGGCCUAUUCCGAGCUCGGUCAUCCCCUCCGGGCCAACCUCUACUGGAACCGGGCCCUCCAGAUCGAUCCCUGGUGCGUCCUUGCCCUGGAGGGGCUGCUGGAAACCUCCGUUCAGUCCCCGGAGAGCGUGGUGCAGUCCGUCCUGGAGGCCAUGUCCGGGCACUCCUCCUCCUCCCCGGUCAUGGAAUCCAGCGACGAGGAAAACCACAACGCCGCCGGAAACGAKGGCGAGAACCAACACGGCAGCCGCAGUGGCCACCGCAAUCCGAACGGCGGCAACAACAACAACAGCGACAACGGCAACGUCCAUGGCAAUGUCCAUGGCAACAGCGACGGCAUCGGCAACACCAUCGACGAUGCCGAAUGGCUCCGGGCCCUGUACCUGGCACGGGUCUGCACGGCGGCUCCCAGCACGGCCAGCGCCAUCGGGGGCAGCGCGGAGAGCGGAGGGACGAAUCCCCCGGACGCCGCCCGCGACGAUCCCAUGGAAGACGACGACGACGACGUCGACAACGACCUUGUGGCAGGCGGCGAUGCCGACGACGGAAACGGUGACGAAACCAUGGGGGCCGGGGGUCCCCCCUCCUUUGCCCUGACGCCCCACCAUCCCUCCUCCCGAUCGGCACCYGCCUCGCGUCCGGAGGACCGGAACCGCCACCCCCGCGAGGGAUCGUCGGCAGCGGGAGCCGAGGAGGGAGGCAUCGGUGGCGGGACCGGAAGCAGCGAUCCUUCCUUCUGGCAGGAGGCGUCCUCCAUUCAGCUCCUCACGCCGAUUCCACAGCAGCAGUCCGUGGCCGACAUGUCGGCCGCGGGAGCGAGCCUCUUUUUCCCCCCGAGCGGCCACCGCCGGCCCCACCCUUGCGCCGACGGGUCCCCGACGGCCGGGGAUCCCUCCACCGCAAAAGCGGUCGGAUCCGCCCUCGACACCUUGUGGAACAAGUUCCGGCUCCGGAACUCCCCCGAGGUCCUGGCCAUGGCGGCCCAGAACGCCUACCGGAGGUACGACUGGAACGCCGCCCUGCGGUUCUGCGAGGAACUCGCCGCCGCCGAUCCGCUCUCCUCCAACACCAACAAGGCGGCCUUUUGCCACGUGAGCACCCUCGUCCAGCUCCAGCGGAAGCGCCCCCUCUUCCGCCUGGCCCACGACUGGGUCGAGUCCUCCCCCAAGGAGGCCCGCUCCUGGUUCGCCGUCGGUGCCUACUACUACGCCUGCGAGCGAUACCACGUGGCCCAGAGGCACUUUUGCCGGGCCACCCGCCUCGAUCCCCACUGCGUCGAGGCAUGGAUCGCCUUUGGGGCCUCCUUUGCGGCAUGCGACGAGUCGGACCAGGCCCUGGCCAGCUUCCGGGCCGCCCAGCGACUGGCACCCGGGAACCACACCAGCCUCCUGUACAUUGCCAUGGAAUACCUGAGGACCAACCACCUGGUCCUGGCCCAGCACUUUCUCAAGGCGGCCAACGAUUCCUCCGGUGGAACGGACCCACUGGUCAAGAGCGAGACGGGGGUCCUGAAACUGAACCAGAGAAAGUACUCCCAGGCGAUUUCCUGGUUCCUGAUGGCGCUGGGGGCCGACCAGGAGUGGGCCUCCUCCAUGGCGAGGCUCCUGGCGGCUCAAGCCCGCGAAACGCCCGGUGGAGACACCCUUCCGCGGUACCUCGCCGCGCUCUCCCGCCUMGUCGAAACCGUCCAGGACCCGUACUGGGAACCCACCCUGUKCAACCUGGCCCACGCCUACCGGAAGGAGCGCCGCUUCGACGCCGCGGUGGUGUGYCUGGAGCAGUGCCUGGCGCUCCGGGAAACCGCCAGCGCCUACUCCGCCCUCGGCUACUGCCUGCACCUCCAGAGCACAACGGUGUCCACCGGGCACCGGUGGGCCGAGCGGGGGAAGCACCCGUUCCGGCCGGAUCRCGAACGGAAGGACAAGAGCAACCGGCUCUUGCAUUCGGCCAUCGAUGCCUACCACCGGUCCCUCGCCAARAAGCCCGAGGAUCCCUUUGCCUCGGAGAUGCUCCAAAAGGCACUGGGGGACGCCCUCGAGCAGACGGACUUUUUCCUGGGCGAAAGCGAAGACGGCGAACACGUGGCCCGCGGCGGUGUGGACGACCCUCCCGAUCCAUCGAAUGCCUACGGGAGCGGCGUCGCGGGAGGCCCGCGUUUGCCGCCAACGGGGGCGGCGGUGCAACACCACUACCACCACGGUGCCGCCCAGAGGCCGCAGCGAAACUCCCUGGAAUCGGUCUCGACGGCGACCACGGGAAUGGGGGAUGCUUCCGGCGCACUCGCUGCCGACCAGUCCUCCCUGUGGACCGAGGACGGGCUCUCGGUAUCGGCGGACACCACCAACGACGACGUCGACAUGACGUGAGGGGACACGACGCAAGCAGAGCAGAGCAGAG
Messenger RNA from Pseudo-nitzschia multistriata, 4459 nucleotides. Lineage: Eukaryota; Bacillariophyta; Bacillariophyceae; Bacillariales; Bacillariaceae. The record is from the annotation of a GenBank genome assembly.